AAACAAACCAAUCCCUUUCCCGGUCGCCAUUACUGCACUGUUACUUUUUCUCUUAGUUCCUACCACUGCUCCGUCGCAAGCAUUUCACUUCUUUGUUCGCUUGUUGUAAAUUUUCGUUGCGAUUCGAAUUUGCGAUGGAGAAGGAGAAGUCGUCGCCUAGUCUGAAACCCUGCGAGUUCUGCAACUCCGCACCGGCGAUUCUACACUGCGACUCCGAUGCUGCGAACCUCUGCUUGCUCUGCGACCGACGGGUCCACUCCGCCAACGACGUCUCCCUCAAGCAUUUGCGAAUCCCUCUCUGCCAAAUCUGCGGGUACAGAAUCGCCUCUUUUCGCCGGGAUAAGGUUAACCUCGUGGCGUGCGAAGAAUGUGACGAGCGGGAGAGUAGAGAAGAGGAAGAGGAGGGAAUCGGGGGUGUUCCGUCGCGAAUUCCGGUCAAAGGGUUCUCAGGCUGUCCUCCUUCGCUCGAAAUCGCGGCCGCGUUUGGGGUCGACUCGAGAUCUCGAUUUCAGGGGGGUUCCGGCGGUAGUUCGAGGUGGGAAGUUUACAGGCAGCUGACGGAGUUGGAAUCUGAUGAAUUGGAGGUGAGAGCUAAGAAGGAGCAGGAAGAAGACGAAGAAGAAUGGAGGGUAUUGCGGGAGACGCCGUUCAGUUCUUUGCUGGCGUCACCGGAUCGAGUUGAGGAUAAAGGAGAAAGCUUUUGGGUUGCUGAUGGGGAUCUUAUGUGGAGCCAUAAUCCUGCUUUUGAAACUGCUCAGAUAUUGGAUUUCCAGCUUGGGGUUUCAGCAGGUUAUGCUGUAAAUGAUCCUGAUAUCACAGUCGAGCAUCACAGCAAUCCAGAUGAACAAGCCAAUUCAUUUGAUGAGCCAGAAAACGCUCCGAAUCACAAGGAUUCUUCAUCCAGAAAUAGUUGUACUGACGAACCAACAAAAAUGGAAGCAUCUCUAGAAUCCAAGGUUGUCGAAGAGGCUCAAACUUGUUGUGUGAAUGAAGAUGGGAACACUGAAGCUGCAGAUUGGUUGAAGGCGAAAGUUGACUUUGCUCAGAUUAGAGGGAAUGCUAUGUUGAGGUACAAGGAGAAGAAGAAGAAUCGAAGGUAUGAGAAGCGAAUCCGGUAUGAGUCGAGGAAAACUGGAGCUGAGUCAAGGAAGCGGGUUCAAGGUCGGUUUGUAAAGACUACUGAUAAAAAUUGAGAGUUUGCUGAACCAGUUAAUGGUUCUGGUUCCAUGGUAACUGUUCUUACCCUUUGAUCCUUAAAUCAAAAGCUCACUCUAGGGUUGUUUCUAUAAUGAACCGAAGGAUAGGAAAGGAAAACAGCAUUCAAGCAGGUGUAUAUAAGUGAGGACGAAAUUGCUAUAUGAUAUUUUCCAUUUUGUUAAGGCAGAAAUCUAUAGGGAAUCCCAUCCAGUUGGGACGGAUCAUGGAUGGAGGAGUGGGGGGAUAAGUAUUGGGAAUGGGGUGGGGGAAGGGCAGAACUGGUUUGAGCUUCGGGAUGUUUGAGAUUUUAACAUAUCCCAAAUCUUCUGCCUUCAAUGUAAAGCAUGGAGGAGAAUAAAUGUAACAGCUGUUGCAAGUAUAAUAGUAAAGUGGAGCGCAACUU
This is a messenger RNA of Linum trigynum, 1600 nucleotides long. The record is from the annotation of a GenBank genome assembly. Lineage: Eukaryota; Viridiplantae; Streptophyta; Magnoliopsida; Malpighiales; Linaceae.